Molecule: messenger RNA, 1845 nt
Organism: Medicago truncatula (barrel medic)
Lineage: Eukaryota; Viridiplantae; Streptophyta; Magnoliopsida; Fabales; Fabaceae
Product: S-adenosylmethionine decarboxylase proenzyme
Exons: 4
Coding region: 572-1654 (360 amino acids)
Biological process (GO): spermidine biosynthetic process; spermine biosynthetic process
Cellular component (GO): cytosol
Molecular function (GO): adenosylmethionine decarboxylase activity
Source: RefSeq, a predicted model, not a curated record
UUGUCAUUGAACCUUCACCUCAGCCCCUAUAUAAACCACCCCUCUCCUCAUUUCACAACAACCCAAUCAAUUUCCAAUCUUCGAAACCUAAUUUUCUUUUCUCUCAUCGCUCUUUCUUUCCGUUGUUUUUCUUUCGGUCCUCAAUUUUCUUCAUUCUCUGUCAAAAUUCACAAUCCUGAUUCGUAGAAAAGAAAUCGAGAAGCACAGAUCGGUCUCCAAUUGUUUAAAAACUAAAGUUGUGUGAAUGAACUAAUGGAGUCAAAAGGUGGUAAGAAGAAGUCUAGCAGUAGUAGUUCCUCCUUUUUGUACGAAGCUCCUCUCGGUUACAUCAUUGAAGACGUUCGACCCAACGGUGGCGUAGAAAAAUUCAAAUCUGCUGAUUACUCAAACUGCACCCGCAAACCAUCCUGAGAUUUUCUGGGUUCUGAUAUAGUUUUUAGGUUUAUAAUUCUGCAAAAUUAUUCAGUGUCCUCCUCUCCUUUUUCUUGUCCUCCCUCCUCUUUGCUUUUUUCUUCAACCCUUGUUCCCUUUCUCUACAAACAACAAAAAUUGUUUUCUCCUUUGAGUCAAGAUGACCAUGACAAACUCAGCUAUCGGUUUUGAAGGCUAUGAAAAGAGGCUUGAGAUAACUUUUUUCGAAAACGGUUUUUUCUCUGACCCUGCUGGAUUAGGCCUCCGAGCAUUGUCCAAAGACCAAAUUGACGAGAUUCUGAAACCAGCAGAAUGCACCAUUGUUGACUCACUAUCUAAUGACUGUGUUGAUUCAUAUGUUCUUUCUGAGUCAAGCUUAUUCAUUUAUGCAUACAAACUUAUCAUCAAAACCUGUGGGACUACCAAAUUGCUUCUGUCCAUCCCUGCCAUUCUUAAGCUUGCUGAUGGUCUUAACAUUGCUGUGAAAUCGGUGAGAUACACUCGCGGAAGCUUCAUUUUCCCUGGAGCUCAAUCAUUCCCUCAUCGAAGCUUCUCCGAGGAAGUUGCUGUUCUUGACAGCUAUUUUGGCAAACUAGGUUCUGGUAGCCAAGCCUACAUGAUGGGUAAUGCUGAUAAGUCACAAAUUUGGCACAUUUACUCUGCUAGUGCUAAGCUAGAAGCUUCACCGGAAGCUGUCUAUGGCCUUGAAAUGUGCAUGACUGGUUUAGAUAAAGAAAAAGCAUCUGUGUUUUUCAAGACAGAAGGAUCUUCAGCCGGUUUGAUGACCAAGAAUUCUGGAAUCAGGAAGAUCCUUCCAAAAUCUGACAUUUGUGACUUUGAAUUUGAACCUUGCGGGUACUCAAUGAAUGGAAUUGAAGGAAGUGCAAUAUCCACUAUCCAUGUCACCCCCGAAGAUGGGUUCAGCUAUGCAAGCUUUGAAGCAGUAGGUUAUGACUAUUCAGAGAAAUCUCUGAAUGAACUUGUUGGAAGGGUUUUAGCAUGUUUCUAUCCAGCUGAGUUUUCUAUUGCUUUGCACAUUGAUACAAAUGGUGAAAAGAUUGACAAAUUUCCUUUGGAAGUUAAAGGAUACAACUGUGGAGAAAGGAUCAAUGAAGUGCUUGGUGAAGACGGUGCAGUCGUGUACCGUACCUUUGUUCGAAUUGACGGCUGCUCAUCUCCAAGGUCUACUCUGAAAUGUUGCUGGAGUGAGGAUGAGAACGAGGAGGAAGUUAAGGAGAUAUAAUAAUACUUUUUUCUUUAUGUUCUGUUCGUGUUUAUGUUAACUGUUAUCAGGGUUACCUGAAUAAAUAAGCUUUCGUUGUGAAAGCGAGUCUAUAAACUUGUUGUGUUAUGUUUGCUUGUUACUUUUAUAUCUGAGUCUUGUACCUGAAUUAUAUAUCUAAAUAAAUUAUAUUAAUUAUGUAUUUGCUAUGU